Messenger RNA from Cuscuta epithymum, 2298 nucleotides. The record is from the annotation of a GenBank genome assembly. Lineage: Eukaryota; Viridiplantae; Streptophyta; Magnoliopsida; Solanales; Convolvulaceae.
GCGGGGUAUGCGAACACAAAUUGUUAACUGAUUCGGACCCGAAUUGGUCGGCUGCGAUUUAGAGGAGAAGAAAAACUGCUGGUCCUCGUUUAGGAAAGGAAUGUGAGUCCCGGCAGAAAAUUGGAAAUCGACGCGCACCCCUUUGACGUGGCGCUACGGCAGCGCAAGCGACGUCGUUUUGAGCGAAGUCAGUUUCAAUCGCAUCGUCUUGCUACUACUGUUUUGUCCAUGUGUUUGAAAAAAGCUCAUCUCUGCCCUCGAGAUUCUCUCUCUUUUUGCAUCACUCUCUGUAGUUGUCAAUGCAGUCCAGCCUAAAGGGUAUACUCCGUAACCAAUAAUAUCCAUGGCAUAAAGGGAAAGUUAUCGGAAGAAAGGCUACAUAUAUUGGAUUAGAAUAAAAUCUACGCCACCUUCCUCGCCGGAAACCUGAACUUGUCCGAUGUCAUCGUCGGAUGAUCCGGCUGGUGGGUUUUCUCCGCCGCCAAUGCUGUUGCCGGGUGGCUCGACUAGUCCCGGCAACGCCACAUUCGCUCCGCCGGCCACCAACAGCUCGCCUUCUUCAGGAAGUCAGCCGGCCUCCCCGCAGGCAUCGGAUAGCAACCAAGUCAGGACUGCCCUCUGUAUUGGAAUAGGCAUAGGCGGAGUGUUUAUGCUCAUCUGCGUGGGCAUUUUCGUCUUUUGGUACAAGACGAGAAAGAGGUGUCGUGAAUCUCAUUAUAAUGAGAAAGGCCUCAAAGCUUCACCAUCUGGCCAGAAACUGGGAAUGCAACGAAAGCAGUCUCCUCAAACUGUCAAUAAAUCAAAAUGGUCUACGAAUUCGCCAAGACUUUCCACUGGAAGUAGCUCGAAACCCACUUUCACGUAUGAAGAAUUAGCACUUGCAAGUGAUCACUUCUCCGAUUCUAACCUUCUUGGACAGGGAGGAUUUGGAUAUGUUCAUAAAGGAGUGCUUGGUGAUGGAAGAGAGGUUGCAAUUAAAAAGCUUAAAGUUGGGAGUGGGCAGGGGGAGAGAGAAUUUCAAGCAGAGGUGGAAAUCAUUAGUCGGGUUAAUCAUUUGCACCUUGUUUCACUGGUGGGUCACUGCAUUUCUGGGUCUCAGAGGUUGCUAGUAUAUGAGUUUGUUCCAAACAAAACUUUGGAGUUUCACUUACAUGGGAAGGGGUUGCCUCCAAUGAGCUGGGAGAUAAGGAUGAGAAUUGCUUUAGGUUCUGCAAAAGGAUUGGCUUAUUUGCAUGAAGACUGUCAUCCUAUGAUCAUUCAUCGAGAUAUCAAGGCUUCCAAUAUUCUACUAGACAAUGAUUUUGAGCCUAAGGUGGCAGACUUUGGUCUUGCUAGAUUGAAUCCUGAUGCAGACACUCACGUCUCCACACGAGUAAUGGGAACUUUUGGAUAUUUAGCUCCUGAGUAUGCUCUUACAGGGAAACUGACUGAAAAAUCAGAUGUAUUUUCCUUUGGAGUCAUGCUUUUGGAGCUGAUCACUGGCCGAAGACCACUUGAUAAAUCUCAAUACUACCUUGAUGACAACAUUGUUGAUUGGGCAAGACCCCUACUUUCACAAGCAUUGGAUGAUGGAAAUUUCGAUUCUCUCGCGGAUCCAAAGUUAAUGAAUAAUUAUGAUUCAUCGGAGAUGAACCGAAUGAUUACUUGUGCUGCUGUUUGUGUGCGCCAUUUGUCACGAAGACGGCCACGGAUGGGUCAGGUAGUCGAGGCUUUAGAAGGGAAGCUAGCAUUGGAUGAGUUAAACGGGGGAGUUAGACCGGGACACAGUUCGAUUCAAGAACCUUUUGGAAGCUCAGAUUAUGACACGGCACAGUACAAAGAAGACCUGAUAAAGUUCAGGAAAAUGGCAUUGACACAUGCGUCAAGUGACUGCAGCGGGCCUACCAGCGAGUUUGGGCCUCAACCAUCUGGCUCAAGUAGUGAAAGUGGCUUAAGAACAACACCACCUACUAUUGGAAAUCGGGCGGCGGUAGUUGAAGAAACCAUAAAUAUAGAAAUUCAAUAGGCUUGGUCCAGAAACAUCAUUAUCAAAAUGACUAACUUUUGGAUAUAAUUUCUUGAUGCCAUUCUGUUAAUAGUUUCUCCAGGUAGGCAGUAUUGGAUUUCUACAACUAUUUGGUUGUUCCUAAUUAUUAUUUGAACCUUCAAUUCGGAUCCAAUGUAAUCAAUAUGUCUGACCUAAAGAUCUCCCUUGAAAAUUACAGAGUAUUUUUUUAGAACCGUUUGAGUGAAUGAUAAAUGGUAGUAUGGUACUAUCUUGACUUUGAGUUUUUUAGUGACAAGUAUUCUCUUUGUAUA